Molecule: messenger RNA, 690 nt
Organism: Pezoporus flaviventris
Lineage: Eukaryota; Metazoa; Chordata; Aves; Psittaciformes; Psittacidae
Gene: SPMIP7
Product: sperm microtubule inner protein 7
Source: RefSeq, a predicted model, not a curated record
AUGAGCCAUCCUUGCAAUGUCUUCCAUCCUGUGCCUUACCUCGGUCCUGUGUCUUCACCUCUCCUGCCAUCUCUGUCUAAAGCUUUCCAGGAGAAGAAGAGAAUGACAGUGGCUUCCCUUGGAGCUGAAAGGAAGGCAUUGAGAUGCAGUGAAGCUUGUAAGACUGCUGAGGAAUCAGGUGAUCCUUCUACAAGAUGGAACAAAAAAGCAAGGGACUAUUUCUACAGAUCAAAUACUAAAAUUUAUGAAGAAGUUCCUCGGGAUGACAUGAUACCUCGCAAAAUCCCACCUCCAGUGAAAGUGGAAGUGUUGGCUGAUCCUCUUUCCCAACAGAGAUACAAUCCUGAGCCCAAAACAAGCCGAGUCAACAUUGUCAGUGCCAGUGUAGUCUUAAUACCGCUUAGCCAUGUGCAAGCUUCAAAGCCUCACUUCACAAGCACUGCAGACACUCCAAAUAUCCCUGGAUACACUGGCAAGGUUCAUUGGUCAGCAACUCACCCAGCAAAUUCUAAUCUUCCAUCAACAACCCCAUCAAUAAUUGCACGAAUGCAUGGAUACGUUGCAAAACAUGGAAGUUCAUCUCAGUAUAAUCACCAGAAUUUUUCUCAAAGGGUGACUCCAGUUAGUCUUCAUAAUUCUUGCAACAAACUGUUACAGUUUAGAAAGUGUCAGUCCUUUUUACCUGCAUAA